AUGAGUUACUUUGCAAUAAGGUGGGAUCGAGCAAGCAACGGAACAAGAGUGGCCAACCGAUUACGGUGUUCAUACCGGGAAGUACUAGAGGUGGGGUGGAUUUUCGGCCCCAUCAAAAUCCUCUUCCUUAGCUGGAAUUGUCAAGGACUUGGGAGUGUCCAGACAAUCCGGCGAAUCAAGGAGAUCCAUAAGCAUAUGGCUCCUAAUGUAAUAUUUCUUAUGGAAACAAAAAAUGACGAUGUGUUUAUCAAUAAGAAGUUGCAAGCUCAGCGUUUUUCACAUUAUUUCUCGGUACCACCGAUAGGAUUAAGUGGCGGCCUAUCUAUCUUUUGGAAUGAUGAUACCGAUAUAACAAUUCUCGAAUCCUCUCCCAAUCUUAUGGAUGCGAGAAUUGUUUAUCAAGGAUCUGUCUCAUAUGUCUCCUUUGUGUACGGAGCGCCGGCAGCGGAAAACAGGGCCUCUUACUGGCAAAAAUUAAGCACCGUGGGACAGGGGCGAGACGAACCAUGGCUGUUGACGGGGGACUUCAACGACAUUCUCAGUAAUUCUGAAAAGAUGGGAGGCCCGGUUAGACCUGAGGGAUCCUUUGUGGCUUUUCGAUCAUUCGUUGCCUAUAACGGACUCUGGGAUCUUAAACACUCAGGGGAGCAAUUAUCGUGGAGAGGAAGUCGUCACACACACUUUAUCCGAUCUCGAUUGGACCGAUCUAUGACCAACUGUGCUUGGGCUGAGGCUUUCCCUAUGGGUAGAAGCCGAUAUUUGAGAUUCGAGGGCUCAGAUCACAGGCCCUUAAUAACAUACUUCAAUGCUGAUAAACCGAAGAGGAAGGGUAUGUUCCGGUUCAAUAGAGCUCUAACGGAACAAGAAGAAGUGACAGACAUCGUGGACAAGGCUUGGAACUCCUCUCCGCUGGAUUCAAUCAUUAUGAAACUCAACAAGUGUAGAAGAGGCAUCAUUCUUUGGGCUAAAGAAAAGCAGAAGCAAAGUAACUUGGUCAUCAAGCGAAAUCAGGAUGAGCUUGAGAGAGCUUUAUCUAACCCAGUUCCUGAUACCUUGCUGAUUGAAAACCUCAAUGCUGAGCUCCGCCAUGCCUACUUAGCUGAGGAUCAAUUCUGGAAACAAAGGAGUAGAAUACAAUGGCUUAAAAAGGGUGAUCGCAACACGGGGUUUUUCCACGCUGCAACCAGAACUAGAAGAACUAUCAAUGCAAUCCCGGUUAUUGAAGACUUGCAAGGGGGGGCAGUGUAUGAGGAACAACAAAUUGCCCGAAACGAGACUCAUAUCAGGCUUAUACCGAAGAUUACGGGACCAAAAACAGUGGCUGACUACCGUCCGAUUCCCUUGUGUAACACACACUAUAAGAUCAUUGCGAAGAUCCUAACCAGACGGCUCAAACCACUACUGCCUCUCCUCAUCUCCAACACGCAAUCAGCUUUCGUUGCAGGCAGGGCCAUCACUGAUAAUGUCCUUAUUACGCACGAAACCCUCCACUUCUUGAAGACCUCGGAGGCAGCAAAGUACUGCUCAAUGGCCGUAAGGACAGACAUGAGCAAGGCGUAUGACAGAAUCGAAUGGGGGUUCGUUAGAGAAGUUCUGACUCAACUUGGUUUUGAUCCGUUAUGGAUCUCCUGGAUCAUGAGCUGCAUCGAAUCAGUGUCAUAUUCCUUUUUGAUUAAUGGAUCACCGCAAGGAUCAGUGAAGCCGACUUGA
Messenger RNA from Brassica oleracea var. oleracea, 1710 nucleotides. RefSeq lists its product as uncharacterized. The record is from RefSeq and is a predicted model, not a curated record. The coding region runs from base 1 to 1710 and encodes 569 amino acids. The transcript has 2 exons. Gene Ontology annotation, molecular function: catalytic activity. NCBI's taxonomy places the organism in Eukaryota, Viridiplantae, Streptophyta, Magnoliopsida, Brassicales, Brassicaceae.